Rubroshorea leprosula is the source of this 1141-nucleotide messenger RNA. The record is from the annotation of a GenBank genome assembly. NCBI's taxonomy places the organism in Eukaryota, Viridiplantae, Streptophyta, Magnoliopsida, Malvales, Dipterocarpaceae.
AAUUGGUAUCAGAGCAAGGGCUCCAAUUUGAAGGUUUAACCACCUAGGAGUUGAUCAAGGAUGGCUCAAUUUCAAGCUUCUCAACCACUUGAAGGUUUGUCUACCACUAAGCCUCCUUUCUUUGAUGGUACUAAUUAUAAUUAUUGGAAGAAUAGGAUGAAGGUCUUCAUGCUUGCAAAUGUGCCCAAGGCAUGGAUUGUGACUAUGAAAGGUCCAUGUGUGCCUAUGAAAGUAGUUGGGGAAAGUGAGGUGCCAAAGGAAGAAGUUGAAUGGAAUGAUGAAGACUUGGUGAAGAUCAUGAUCAACAACAAAGCAAUCAACAUGCUUCAAUGUGUUCUCAAUCCAACGGAAUUCCAUAGAGUAUUCGGAUGUGAUACGGCCAAGGAGAUGUGGGACAUGUUGGAGGAGAGCAUUCAAGAUAUGUAUACAAGAUUGAAUGAUAUAGUCACCAAUCUCAAGGCUCUUGGUAAAGUCUAUCCUUCUCAAGAAGUGGUGAGGAAGGUUCUUAGAAGCUUGCCCAAGAAUUGGGAAGCCAAGAAGACUGCAAUUGAAGAAUCUAAGGAUCUCAACACUCUCAAGCUUGAAGAUCUCAUUGGAAAAUUGAUGACAUAUGAAAUAGAAGUUCAAGUUUAUUGUGGAGUUGAAGUAGUUGAGAAGAAGAAGAAGAAUGUUGCUUUCAAGGCUAACAACCAAAAGGAAGAGAAUGAAGAUGAUGCUAGCAAUGAGGAGGACAUCACCAAAUUGGUUUCAAAGGAAGUGAAGAAAUACAUGAAGAAGAGCCUCAAAAGGACAUCCUCUGGAAGAAACAAGGAAAUUCACUAUUCUAGAGGAAGAAUAUGUAGUGAUGAUGAUGAUAGAGGAAAGCCAAGCAAGAAGCAUAUCAAAUGCUAUGAGUGCAACAAGAUGGGCUAUUAUAGAAAUGAAUGCUCUCAAUUGAAGAAGGGUGAAAGGAAAAACAAGAAAAGCAUGAAGAAGAAAGCUUUUACCGCCACUUAGAGCAAUGAUGAGACUAGCUCAAUGGAAAGUGAAAGCUCCUUGGAGAAUGGUAUUGCAAAUCUUUGCUUCAUGGCUCAAGAGGAUAGCAACAAUGAUGAGGAGGUAAACUCUAACUUCUCUAGUUCAAUUAAUUAAAGUUCCUUUG